Messenger RNA from Oxyura jamaicensis (ruddy duck), 5819 nucleotides. RefSeq names its product ATPase phospholipid transporting 8A2 (gene ATP8A2). Gene Ontology annotation, molecular function: ATP hydrolysis activity; ATPase-coupled intramembrane lipid carrier activity; magnesium ion binding. The transcript has 38 exons. Gene Ontology annotation, cellular component: plasma membrane. Gene Ontology annotation, biological process: neuron development; phospholipid translocation. Lineage: Eukaryota; Metazoa; Chordata; Aves; Anseriformes; Anatidae. The record is from RefSeq and is a predicted model, not a curated record. Bases 123 to 3683 code for a protein of 1186 amino acids.
CAAGGCCUUUCAGCUCCUGGUGCUGCCCUGCUAGUGAGAUUGCCAUGAGGAUCACUUUAAUCAGCUUUGAGACCUGCUAAUGCUGUAGAGAUCUUUGAAGGACUACUGCUGUUUUCAUCUUCAUGCAGCUGGUGCACGACGGAACGAACAUCAUGUCUCUGUGCCAUCGCUGGAAGAGAUGCAUCUCCAUAGGACCCGUGUGUUCCCCCGCGGGCUACAAGAAGGCGGAUGAUGAGAUGUCCGGAGCCACGUCCUCGGCGGAUCUGGACGAGGCGCCAGCCCGCACCAUUUACGUGAACCAGCCCCAGCAGAGCAAGUUCCGCGACAACUGGGUCAGCACAGCCAAGUACAGCGUGGUGACUUUUCUACCUCGAUUCCUGUAUGAGCAGAUAAGAAAAGCUGCAAAUGCAUUCUUCCUCUUCAUUGCCUUACUGCAGCAAAUUCCAGAUGUCUCUCCAACAGGAAGAUAUACCACCUUGGUGCCAUUGCUAUUUAUUUUAACUAUUGCUGGCAUCAAAGAGAUCAUAGAAGACUAUAAAAGGCAUAAGGCAGACAGUGCAGUGAAUAAAAAGAAAACAGUAGUUCUAAGAAAUGGGAUGUGGCAGAACAUUAUAUGGAAAGAGGUAGCAGUAGGCGAUAUUGUGAAGGUCACCAAUGGGCAGCAUCUUCCAGCAGACAUGAUCAUUAUAUCUUCCAGUGAACCUCAAGCCAUGUGCUAUAUUGAAACAGCUAAUCUUGAUGGGGAGACAAAUCUUAAAAUACGACAGGGCUUGUCUCAAACUGCUAGUCUCCAGUCAAGAGAAGAACUGAUGAAAGUAUCUGGAAGGAUAGAAUGCGAAGGGCCGAACCGCCAUCUCUACGACUUCACCGGGAACUUGCGCUUAGAUGGUCAAAGCCCCGUUCCUGUUGGUCCAGACCAGGUCUUGCUAAGAGGUGCACAGCUGAGGAACACUCAAUGGGUCCUGGGUAUUGUCGUGUAUACAGGACAUGAUACAAAACUCAUGCAGAAUUCAACCAAAGCACCUCUGAAGAGAUCAAAUGUGGAGAAAGUAACCAACGUGCAGAUCCUGGUUUUGUUCUGUAUUCUUCUGGUCAUGGCCCUUGUGAGCUCUGUAGGUGCCUUACUAUGGAACAGAACACACGGCAAGGUCGUCUGGUACCUUGGCUCCAACAAAAUGCUGUCUGUCAACUUUGGAUACAAUCUGCUGACAUUUAUAAUCUUGUACAACAACCUUAUUCCAAUCAGUCUUCUGGUGACCUUGGAAGUUGUCAAAUUUACUCAGGCUCUUUUUAUAAAUUGGGACAUAGAUAUGUACUAUCCUGAGACAGACACACCUGCAAUGGCCAGAACCUCAAACCUUAAUGAGGAACUUGGGCAGGUAAAAUACCUGUUUUCUGAUAAAACAGGUACUCUGACAUGUAAUAUCAUGAACUUCAAGAAGUGCAGUAUUGCUGGAGUGACGUAUGGUCACUUUCCAGAGUUGGAAAGAGAACGCUCAUCAGAAGACUUCAGCCAGCUACCUCCUUCCACCAGUGAGUCAUGUGAAUUUGAUGACCCAAGACUGCUGCAAAACAUUGAAAAUGACCAUCCCACAGCUGUGCACAUACAGGAAUUCCUCACUCUGCUGGCCGUGUGUCAUACUGUUGUUCCUGAGAGACAAGGAAACAAAAUAAUCUACCAGGCAUCCUCUCCAGAUGAAGGGGCUUUAGUGAAAGGAGCAAAAAAACUUGGUUAUGUCUUCACAGGAAGGACUCCACAUUCAGUUAUCAUUGAUGCGCUGGGAAAAGAAAAAACCUUUGAAAUUCUUAACGUGCUGGAGUUUUCCAGUAACAGGAAGAGAAUGUCAGUGAUUGUUCGAACUCCAGCAGGACAACUCCGUCUCUACUGCAAAGGGGCUGACAACGUCAUUUUUGAGAGGCUUUCAAAAGAUUCCCAGUAUAUGGAGCAAACGCUGUGCCAUCUUGAAUACUUUGCCACAGAAGGUCUGAGGACUUUGUGCAUUGCUUAUGCAGAUCUGUCAGAAAAUUCUUACAGAGAGUGGCUGAACAUCUACAAUGAAACCAGUACGCUUCUGAAAGACAGAGCUCAGAAGCUGGAAGAAUGCUAUGAGAUCAUUGAGAAGGAUUUACUGCUUCUCGGAGCUACAGCUAUUGAAGACCGCCUGCAAGCAGGUGUUCCAGAAACAAUAGCCACGCUAAUGAAAGCUGAAAUUAAGAUAUGGAUUCUGACAGGGGACAAACAGGAAACAGCUAUCAACAUAGGGUACUCGUGCAGACUCAUUUCACAGAGCAUGUCUCUCAUCCUGGUCAAUGAGGAUUCUCUAGAUGCAACAAGAGCUGCUUUGACUCAGCAUUGUACCAGUCUGGGGGAGUCGCUGGGCAAGGAAAAUGACAUUGCUCUGAUUAUUGAUGGCCAUACGCUGAAGUAUGCCCUUUCAUUUGAAAUCAGGCAGAGCUUUCUGGACUUGGCACUCUCCUGUAAAGCGGUCAUUUGUUGCAGAGUAUCUCCUCUACAGAAGUCUGAAAUAGUAGACAUGGUAAAGAAACACGUGAAUGCCAUAACACUUGCCAUUGGGGAUGGUGCCAACGAUGUGGGAAUGAUCCAGACAGCUCACGUCGGAGUUGGGAUCAGUGGCAACGAGGGCAUGCAGGCAACCAAUUGCUCGGAUUAUGCUAUCGCACAGUUUUCCUACUUGGAGAAGCUGUUGUUGGUCCAUGGAGCUUGGAGUUACAAUCGAGUUACCAAGUGCAUACUGUACUGCUUCUACAAGAAUGUGGUUUUGUAUAUUAUUGAGCUUUGGUUUGCUUUCGUUAAUGGAUUUUCUGGGCAGAUCUUAUUUGAGCGAUGGUGCAUUGGUCUGUAUAAUGUGAUUUUCACAGCAUUGCCACCCUUCACUCUGGGAAUUUUUGAGCGAUCGUGUACUCAAGAUAGCAUGCUUAGAUUUCCACAGCUAUACAAAACCACUCAAAAUGCAGAUGGGUUCAACACAAGGGUUUUCUGGGGUCACUGCAUCAAUGCCCUGGUCCAUUCCAUCAUUCUCUUCUGGUUUCCAAUGAAAGUGCUGGAGCAUGAUGCUGUAUUCACAAAUGGACAGGGAAUUGACUAUUUAUUUGUUGGGAACAUAGUUUACACUUAUGUUGUAGUCACUGUUUGUCUGAAAGCUGGCUUGGAAACAACUGCAUGGACAAGAUUCAGUCACCUGGCGGUCUGGGGAAGCAUGCUGCUCUGGCUGGUCUUCUUUGGCAUCUACUCGGUCAUCUGGCCCACGUUCCCCAUGGCACCCGACAUGCUCGGGCAGGCUGGAAUGGUGUUGAGAUGUGGAUACUUCUGGUUUGGCUUGUUUCUCGUGCCCACUGCCUGCCUUGUUAAAGAUGUGGCAUGGACAGCGGCAAAGCACACCUACCAUAAAACGUUGCUGGAGCAAGUUCAGGAGUUGGAGAUGAAGACGAGAGAGCUGGGAAAAGCCAUGCUUCGUGACAGUAAUGGAAAGAGUGUGAACGAACGUGAUCAUUUGUUAAAAAGGCUCGGCAGGAAAACUCCUCCGAGCCUUUUCCGUGCUCAUUCUGUCCAGCAAAGUGUAUCACAUGGGUAUGCGUUUUCUCAAGAAGAACACGGUGUUGUCUCCCAGUCCGAAGUUGUUCGAUCCUACGAUACGACCAAAAGGAGAACAGAAAUAGAAUAAAUGGUUCCUCACGUGAUGGGUGGUGGGCAUAACGGGAUUUGGAUCGAUGCAUCCACUCUUAAUGCAGUCUUGACUAGGGCUGGCAACAGCAGCCAAAACACCAGAGAACUCAUUUCUGUGGCCUUAGCCAACAAGUUUCUGUAUUCUCCCUGCAAACCUUGAAUAUUUAUUGUGGGGGGAAAUCAUCGUUUGAAUUCAGUUGCGAAGUUCUGCCUAAAGUUUUGUUUAUGUUGUUACAAAGCAUUUGACUGUGCUAUGUGAGGUGUGAAAUUAAAACCAAUGUUUUACCACUAUUUAAAGCAUCAGCAUAAGGUUGUUCUGGGAGAAAAGUAGAAAAUUUAUGUUCCAUGAGAAAUCAGCCUUUGCUUAAUUGGAACGGGGUGCUGAGACUUCCUGUUCGGUUACAUCCAGACCAGGAGCGCAUGGCUGCAUGCAGACCGUAUUCCCUGUAACAUUCACUGAUCACUAGACUUUCAUUUAAAUUUUUAACAAACAAUUUGGCAUAAAUUUUAUUUAUUGCAAUGGAAACACAAACUGUAGCUAAAAAUGCUUAUUUGCCUUCUCAUGACAGAAUAGGACAAUAGCAGUGAAUUACACAGAAUCCUUCCUGCCCUCUUGGAAGACUUAUUAGGGCUCUAUCUUAGCUUUCUGAAAACCAAGUAAUAGCUUACCCCCAAAGCCAGGACGUGAAAGUUGGAGGGCUUGCCAGGGCAGCUGUAUUGAGCGUACCGCAUUCUGCACACAAUGAACUCAAAUAGGUAACUCUGCGGGUUGUAUUUGGCCGUGCUCUUCAGAUUUAGCCUGGGAUUUCCCUCCGUUAUCCCACUCCCAUCGUAACAACAGGACAAAACAGAACAGAAAGGUAGAAGCUUUUCACAGUGUUAGGAAGAAGAGCACGUGCAUCCGCAACCAACUGCUGCGAUCCCAAAGGGGCAUUCCUCUUGCACCAGGUAGGACGGGCUGGCAGGGGGAAGUCAGGGGGGGUUCACACACAUGUGCCUGCACACACAGAGCUGGUCAUUGUGAAGAGACGUGCUGUUUGUUUGUUCAGCCAGAGCAGUCUCUUUUCCAGAUCAGAUCCAUCGACAGGCUUCUGACGCUUCCACUUUGGAGCCCUGGAAGGAAUGCUGGCUUCACCGACUCACUGGGAGUGGGGCAAGCGUGCUGCUGCAUAUAUUGGAAUUAUGGGGAAAAACAAGAGAAAACAGGGGCAUAACUAAAAGCUGAAAGAGCCCUUAGAAAGCUUACAGUGUCCUCCAGACAAGUUCUGUUAAUUUUAGUUGCCAAGCCACGUUUCUGAAUAGCAUAAAGUAAAUAGUGCUGUGUUUUAGCCAGGUUUCAUGGUUAAUGUAUGUACUACAUCUGUGCGUUUAAAAAGUUGGCGCUGUGUUUUGCCCUAUUGACCAUCAUCCAGAACUUUUGUUGAUUUAAAUAUAUCCGAAAUCAAUUUGAAUGUGAGUAUUUAUGCUUAGCAAGGAGAGGGGGAAAACCAAAAACAAACCAAAACCAGCCUGGCCCACUGGCUUCAUCUUCCUGAAGGGCUGUAGGUAAACGCCAGCACCCACGUGUGGCGCUUCCAUCCCCAGUGCCACCCAGAGUCCCCAUCCACGUUAAAAAGAAAGUUUGGCUCCUGCAGCACCAGGCAGGAUGGCUCUUGGCUUAGGCUGAUGGCACAGAGGGAAAAGUCAUCACCUUCUCUCUGCACUGCUAAGGAGACAAUUGUGCAAUAAAGGAAAAUCGCAAGUAAUUUUGCCAUAGGCAUGAAUGUCAAGGGGCCAAGUGUGUGUAUGUGUGCGCGUCAUUUUCUGGGAGGUGACUUCUGUUUAAAGGUGGGAAUACUUGGGGAGAGAAUAAAGGAGGGGAGGCUAAACCUGAUCCCAGGAGCUUUUAAAUCUUAAUCCUGAUCUAACCUUUUAAACAGUCUCUUUUAUUUGGAAACAAAAUCUAUUUAGGAAAUGCAUGGUGUCCUCGAAACUGCUAACUGCUUCUUCCUUUUGUAACACCCCAAGUAAAAUUAACUUCCCACUGAGACAAAGUGAGAUCAGCUUAGUCUUUGUACGCUAAGCCACACACUGAACGUUGGUAUGUAAACAAUUUGGAGGCUUUUCAUGAGGAUACUGGAGGAAAAAAGAAAAA